AUGCCAUAUAAAUGCUGUGUUGAUGGAUGCCGUUGCAAGGACGGGGUUGUUGGUUCAACUACGAAAUUAUUUAGGUUUGAUAUUUCAUUGUUACCAGAACAGUACAAUAAAUUAGAUUUUAAUAGCAUCACUGAAAAUAUAUUAUACUACAUAUGUGGAUAUAUUGUUAAAAAACUAAUCCCAACUUUAAAAUGUGAUGGUUGUAUUGAAGCCAUUAUAGAACCAUUAAUUGAAAAUGAUCACAUUUAUCAAAAUAAUGCCACACCAAAAAAUUUUACAAUUAUGAAAAACAGAGGUGGUUUGAAGUAUGCUUCUGAUGGGGUGUACAAAAUUGUUAAAUUGUCAGAAACAUUAUUUAAAACCAUUAUGGUGGAC
Molecule: messenger RNA, 375 nt
Organism: Sipha flava (yellow sugarcane aphid)
Lineage: Eukaryota; Metazoa; Arthropoda; Insecta; Hemiptera; Aphididae
Exons: 2
Source: RefSeq, a predicted model, not a curated record